AUGAAUAAUUUUAUUAACAAUAAUAGUGAAGUUAAUAAUGCAUUUAAUAAUGAGAUUAAUGAAGAGUAUAUGGAUGUUGAUAUAGACUCAAUAGACUUAAUGGAUGAAAAACAAAUUAAAAAAAUCUCUAAAUCAUUCAAAUUGGUAUUUAAAAAAGAAAAGAAAUCAGCAAUAGUUCAAAAAAUAAAAGAUGCUAUAAUAUCUAGAAAGAUGAAAUAUAAUAACAAUAGUAGCAAUGAUAAUAAUAGUAGUUUAAAUAAUAAUGAUAAUAAUAAUAAUACUAUAAAUAUUAAUAAUUUAAAUAACAAUAAUAAUAAUAAUAAUGACAAACAAGAAACCACACCAAAUGGCGAAAAGUUGUUUUGGAAGGUUUUUAAAAAUAAAUAUUUAUUUAAAAAGAUAAUGUCAAAUAUGAAUGAAUCAGCUAUACCUUGGCACGCAAUUUAUUCUCAUAGAUUUAUGUUUAGGCAAAAGAUGUAUGAAGUAUUUAAAUUCAAAGUUAAACGUGGUGAAUAUAUUGCAUUUGAUAACUAUAUGAAUUCAAUUUAUCAAGAAAUCCAAGAUGACGAAGAAUUUUACAGAGCUUUUUUUAAUAACUAUCCAGAAUAUUUUGAACAUUAUGGUAAAGCAUUUCACCAGGCUAUCGAUGGUGAUUGUUUAGUUGCCAUUAAAGCUAUUGUUCAAGAUUCCUUGUUUAUACCAACUUUAAACACACUAUUAAAAGCGAUUUCAAGACACAGAUUCAAGGUUGUAAAGUAUUUAUUACAACCACAGUUCCAACUUGCACAUCAAAUCACUGAGGAAAUGGUUUGUGACGAAGUAUUUUCAAGUAGAGAUAUAAAUACAUUCGAGAUAAUCAAUUACUUUAUAGAAUUGAAAAUUAUAACUGGUGACAAAAAAAUUCGUCAAUUUAUUCAAAAAACACACAAAGAUUUUUUUAUUAGUUUAGCUCCACAUUUAUAUUCUUUUUCAGUAAAACUAAGGGUGGUUUUAAAUCUAUGUAAAUUUAUACAUGUGUUUAAUAUUCCACUUAAUACUCAAAAUCAACCUCAGUAUCAUCAAGAACCAAAUAUUUUAAUAUCAUACGAUGAAAUUUUAAAAUUAUAUUUUACCGAUGAACAAUUGGAAUCAGGUUUAGAUAGUCCAAUAAAUUAUAAUAAUAAAGAAUCUAGGGAAUCAAUUAUUAAACUUGUAAAUUUAGUGCACUGUGUGGAUGGAUUGGGGAAAAUAUUUGGAAGAAAGUUUGCAUUACUGUAUUUAUAUCAAGCAGAUAUUGAUCUACUGAUAAAGUCAAACCAUCUUAACAGUUUUAUUGAUAAUCAGCGACUACUAACGAAAUCUUUUCAAUUUGGAUGUUUUAACUUGUUUGUAAUGGGCUGUGAAUACCAUAGAAACUUUUUCUGUUAUGAAACUUUCGAGUUGUUUAAAUUUUGUCCAAAUAAAGAAAAGCAAGUUGAAUUCCUCACGUCAUUGAUAAAGGGCUAUAAAGAGAAUCCACUAUUCAAAAAAGUAGUAUCACCCGAGAGAUUAUUACAUCCCCUGUUUGGGUAUGGAGAUUUGGAUUCAGUAAAAUUGGUUUUCAAAGAUUUAAUAGAAAUAAUAGAAGGAAAUCAAGGUGAAUUCGAUAUUGGGGAAUUGGGUAUCAUCAAAUCUACCGAAAUAUUAGAUUAUAUAUUUUAUAAUUAUAACAAAUAUUUCAUAUUCAAUGAAAAUAGGAAAACAACAUUAUAUUUAUUUGGUUUCAAAAUGAUCAAAUAUUACAAUCAACUAGUCCGAUCCUACAGCAAUCAAUUAAGAGCAAAUGGUGUCGAAACAAUUCCCGAAUUUAUAAAAGGUGUAAAUAAUCUAGAUCAUGAUAACUAUGGACUAAAAGACGAAUUCAAUUUGCAAGACAGCCAAAUAACCAGUGAAAUCACCAAAAACACGCAUAAAAUAAAAGAAAUAACAGAACAAUAUUUGAUAAGAGGAAAUGAUAAAGCCAUAAUCAAGUUAAUUGAAGCUGUAUUUGUGCACAAACACAAGGACUAUAAAGAAUCAAUAGAACAUAUAAUAAACAAAGUAGUUCAAAAACAUUCACUAUCAGCACUAAAUGAAAUCCUAGCUUCCUAUCCCGAUAUAUUCAAUACCAGUCUAGGGGUUGCCACAUUCACUAAACAACAAGUUUUUCGUUUUCUUGAAACCUCAAUAAAAGCUAAUUUUUUAAAGGGUUCCGAAAUUUUAUUUCAAAAGAUUAAACUAUCAAAAAAACAAUUUUUAUAUUUGGAAUUUAAUAAUCCAACUUUUAAUUAUUUAAAUUUUAAAUAUUUAAAAUAUUAA
Messenger RNA from Dictyostelium purpureum, 2316 nucleotides. RefSeq lists its product as uncharacterized. The record is from RefSeq and is a predicted model, not a curated record. The transcript has a single exon. NCBI's taxonomy places the organism in Eukaryota, Evosea, Eumycetozoa, Dictyosteliales, Dictyosteliaceae. The coding region runs from base 1 to 2316 and encodes 771 amino acids.